Nycticebus coucang (slow loris) is the source of this 2607-nucleotide messenger RNA. RefSeq names its product serine/threonine-protein kinase Sgk1-like. The record is from RefSeq and is a predicted model, not a curated record. Gene Ontology annotation, molecular function: protein serine/threonine kinase activity; ATP binding. Lineage: Eukaryota; Metazoa; Chordata; Mammalia; Primates; Lorisidae. Gene Ontology annotation, biological process: protein phosphorylation.
UUUUUAUCAUGCCAUUCACAUCCUAGGAAAAAGAGAGAAAAUAUAAAUUAAGAAAUAAUAGAGACGGCGGCUCCUUCAAGGAAACGCAGCUCGUGCACACUGCGCCCCGCCGCCGCCGCUACCCAUGAGGGAGAUGCAGGGUGCGCUGGCCUGGGCCCGGCUCAAGUCUCUGCUGAGGCCCCGCCACAAAAAGAGGGCCGAGGCGCAGAAAAGGAGCGAGUCCUUCCUUCUGAGCGGACUGGCUUUCAUGAAACAAAGGAGGAUGGGCCUGAACGAAUUUAUUCAGAAGAUUGCUAACCACUCCUAUGCAUUCAAGCACCCAGAAGUUCAGUCCAUCUUGAAAAUCUCCCAGCCCCAGGAGCCUGAGCUUAUGAAUGCCAACCCUUCUCCUCCACCAAGUCCUUCUCAGCAAAUCAACCUUGGUCCAUCAUCCAACCCUCAUGCUAAACCAUCUGAGUUUCACUUCUUGAAAGUGAUUGGGAAAGGCAGUUUUGGAAAGGUUCUUCUAGCAAGACACAAGGCAGAAGAAGUGUUCUAUGCAGUUAAAGUUUUACAGAAGAAAGCAAUCCUGAAAAAGAAAGAGGAGAAGCAUAUUAUGUCAGAGCGCAAUGUUUUAUUGAAGAAUGUGAAACACCCUUUCUUGGUGGGCCUUCACUUCUCUUUCCAGACUGCAGACAAAUUGUACUUUGUCCUAGACUACAUUAAUGGUGGAGAGUUGUACUACCAUCUCCAGAGGGAGCGCUGCUUCCUGGAACCACGGGCUCGUUUCCAUGCUGCUGAAAUAGCCAGUGCCUUGGGUUACCUGCACUCUCUGAACAUUGUUAGAGACUUAAAACCUGAGAAUAUUCUGCUAGACUCCCAGGGACACAUUGUCCUUACCGACUUUGGACUGUGCAAGGAAAACAAUGAGCACAAUGGCAUGACGUCUACCUUCUGUGGUACACCUGAGUAUUUGGCACCUGAGGUGCUCCAUAAGCAGCCUUAUGACCGGACUGUGGACUGGUGGUGCCUGGGGGCCGUCCUGUAUGAGAUGCUGUAUGGCCUGCCUCCUUUUUAUAGCCGAAACACAGCUGAGAUGUACGACAACAUUCUGAACAAGCCCCUCCAGUUGAAACCAAAUAUCACAAAUUCUGCAAGGCACCUCCUGGAAGGCCUCCUGCAGAAGGACAGGACAAAGCAGCUUGGUGCCAAGGAUGACUUUAUGGAGAUUAAGAGUCAUGUCUUCUUCUCCCUAAUUAACUGGGAUGAUCUCAUUAAUAAGAAGAUUACUCCUCCUUGUAACCCAAAUGUGAGUGGACCCAGAGACCUGUGGCACUUUGAUCCCAUGUUUACUGAAGAGCCAGUCCCCAACUCCAUUGGCAGGUCCCCUGACAGCAUCCUCAUCACAGCCAGAGUCAAGGAAGCUGCGGAGGCUUUCCUAGGCUUCUCCUACGCACCUCCCAUGGACUCCUUCCUCUGAACAAUCUUGGGGUUGCUUUUGAAGGAUUUUGUGUGUUUUAAAUGUUUUAGUUAGCCUUUUGGCGGAGCUGCCAGCUGACAGGACAUCUUUAAAAGAGAAUUUGCACAUCUCUGGAAGCUUAGCAAUCUUGCACACUGUUUGCUGGAAGCUUUUGGAAGAGCACAUCCUCAGUUAGCUCAUGACAUUUUCAUUUUUAUUCUUACUUCCAACGUGGUGCUAUCUCUGAAAUGAGCAUUAGAGUGCCACCUUAGAUACAGGAGUCUUGUCAGAAGGAAGGCAGUGCUCUAAGAGAAGGUUCUCCUGCAGGUUUAUCUAGGCUAUGAUAACGAAUAUUAUGAAAUGUGCCUUUUCUGAAGAGAUCGUGUUAGCUCCAAAGCUUUUCCUGUUGCACAGUGUUUCAGUUCUUUACUUUGUCCUUGUGGACUUACUCUGUGAACAGUGGAAUGAGUGUGGUAUGCUUGAUCACAGAUGAUGGAUUUUGUUAUAAGCAUCAAUGUGACACUUGCAGCACACUACAACGUGGGACAUUGUUUGUUUCUUCCACAUUUGGAAGAUAAAUUUAUGUGUAGACUUUAUUUUUUGUAAGAUACAGUUAAAACUAAAUUUAUUGAAAUGGUUUUGCAAUGACUUAUAUUCAGAUGCUUAAAGAAAGCAUUGCUGCUACAAAUAUUUCUAUUCUUAGAAAGGGGUUUUAUGGACCAAUGCCCCAGUUGUCAGUCAGAGCCGUUGGUGUUUUCAUUGUUUAAAAAUGUCACCUGUAAAAUGGGCAUUAUUUGUUUUUUUAUUUGCAUUCCUGAUAACUGUAUGUAUUGUAUAAAGAAAAUCUGUACAUUGGGUUAUAACACUAGUAUAUUUAAACUUAUAGGCUUAUUUGUAAUGUAAACCACCAUUUUAAUGUACUGUAAUUAACAUGGUUAUAAUAUGUACAAUCCUUCCCACCACACAGCUAUUUUUGUGUGUGAUAAACCAAUUUUGGUUUGCAAUAAAAUCUUCAAAAAAAAAGAAAUAAUAGAAUCUCCUCACUUAAAAAGCUGUAUCACAUUUCCAUCAGUGCCUGGUAUGCUAAGAAUGGAGAAGGCUAUAGAUGUAAAAGUAAAAAUAAAACUCAGGCCAAUCAUCCAGAAAACUCAUGCGAGGUGGUCAAGUUC